CGUCCCUGAAGCUUCGCCCUGUGACUCUGCUUCAAUCCGAAUAAAACCAUUUCUUUAUUUAUUGACUGAUUGAUUGUUUUUGGAUAUAAUCUGAUCAAUCCUCAACGGGAUCUACUCUUCCUCCUCCUCCUCCUCCUCACUCUUCACUUUCUCCUGCAGCAUUUUCCCAGAGUGAACAAUAGAGCCGUGGAUGCUGGUGUACAUGGCCGUGUCUAAGGGGGGCAGCACUCUGCGGGACCUGCAGCUGGCCCUGCAGCUGAAGAUCGAGGAGCUGCGACAGAGAGACGCGCUCAUCGACGACCUGGAGCUGGAGCUGGACACCAAAGACGACCUCAUCCGACAGCUGCAGUACGAGCUGGACAGACACCGCAGCUCCUCGCAGGUCACUGUUAGUGUCGCGGAGACGACAAACACAGAAGAAGCAGUGACUGUGAAUCCAGUGGGUUCUGAUGAGCCUCUGCGUACAAAGAGACAGGCUAUCUCAGCAGAACCGUCAGCACUGGACCCGUCACAGCUGACCGAUGUCACGCUAACAAGCUACUGCAAAUCAAAAGAAUCCAGUGAGUUGAUUCAGAAAGCUCUGAUGGACAACGACUUUAUGAAACACCUGGAACACGGACAGAUCCUCACCAUCAUGGACUGCAUGCGUCCGACCAGCUUAACCAAAGGCUGCUGUGUGAUCCAGGAGGGAGACGACGGCUCCACCGUCUACGUCCUGGAGGAGGGGAUGGUGGAGGUGACAAAACAAGGGAAGAAACUGUGCAGCAUCGGUCCAGAGAAAGUGUUCGGAGAACUCGCCAUCCUGUACAACUGCACACGCACAGCCACUGUCACAGCCUUGACGGACAUUAAGCUGUGGGCGAUUGACCGGCAGGACUUCCAGACCAUCAUGAUGAGGACUGGUCUCAUCAAACUGUCCCAGUACACAGACUUCCUCCGCAGUGUCCCGUCUUUCCAGUCUCUCCCUGAGGACAUUCUCAGUAAACUGGCCGACGUGCUGGAGGAGACUCAUUACAGCGACGGUGAUUACAUUAUCCGUCAGGGAGCCUCCGGGGACACGUUCUUCAUCAUCAGCCAAGGACAGGUGAAAGUCUCUCAGCAGAACUCAGACACUGACGAGCAGGUGCCAGAGAAGACGCUCACUAAAGGAGACUGGUUUGGAGAGCAAGCACUGAAAGGCGAGGACGUCCGUACAGCCAGUGUCACGGCAGUGGGAGACGUCACAUGUCUGGUCAUUGAUAGAGAGUCGUUCAAACAGCUGAUCGGAGGACUGGACGACGUCAACAACAAGCAGUGCGACAACGACGAGGUCAAGGCCAGGCUCCAAGAAGAGUCAGACUUCUUCUCCAGUGUUACACUCAAGGACUUCAAUAUCAUCUGCACGCUGGGGAUGGGAGGCUUCAGCCGUGUGGAGCUGGUGCAACUGAAGAACGAUUCCACGCGAUCUUUCGCCCUCAAAGUGUUGAAGAAGCGUCACAUCCUGGACAGCAGCCAGCAGGGCCACAUCCUGUCAGAGCGCCGCAUCAUGAUGGAGGUUCACAGUCCGUUCAUCAUCAGGUUGUACCGGACGUUCAGAGACUCCAAAUAUCUGUACAUGCUGCUGGAGGUUUGUCUCGGAGGAGAACUGUGGACGCUGCUCAGGGACAGAGGUUCGUUUGACGACAGCAUCACACGUUUCUACACGGGCUGCGUCAUCGAGGCUCUGGCUUUCCUGCACGCCAGAGGAAUCAUCUACAGAGACCUGAAGCCGGAGAACAUCAUCCUGGACCACAAAGGAUACGCCAAACUGGUGGACUUUGGCUUCGCUAAGAAAGUGGGUCUGGGGAAGAAGACAUGGACGUUCUGUGGGACUCCUGAGUACGUGGCUCCUGAGAUCAUCCUGAACAAAGGUCACGACAACUCGGCCGACUGCUGGUCGCUGGGGAUUUUGGUGUUUGAGCUGCUCAGUGGCAGUCCUCCAUUCUGUGGCUCUGACCCCAUGAAGACCUACAACAUCAUCCUGAGAGGCAUCGACAUGGUGGAGUUUCCCAAGAAGAUCACGAAGAGCGCGGCCAACCUCAUCAAACGCCUGUGCAGGUUUGAGUCUGAGCGACAACAACUGACACACACCGACUCACACUGCUGAGUCAUCGUGU
Molecule: messenger RNA, 2135 nt
Organism: Solea senegalensis (Senegalese sole)
Lineage: Eukaryota; Metazoa; Chordata; Actinopteri; Pleuronectiformes; Soleidae
Product: cGMP-dependent protein kinase 1-like
Exons: 18
Coding region: 191-2125 (644 amino acids)
Biological process (GO): protein phosphorylation
Molecular function (GO): ATP binding; cGMP-dependent protein kinase activity
Source: RefSeq, a predicted model, not a curated record